This is a messenger RNA of Pichia kudriavzevii, 573 nucleotides long. RefSeq lists its product as uncharacterized. Lineage: Eukaryota; Fungi; Ascomycota; Pichiomycetes; Pichiales; Pichiaceae. The transcript has a single exon. Gene Ontology annotation, cellular component: COPI vesicle coat. Gene Ontology annotation, biological process: intracellular protein transport; intra-Golgi vesicle-mediated transport; retrograde vesicle-mediated transport, Golgi to endoplasmic reticulum. The record is from RefSeq and is a predicted model, not a curated record. Bases 1 to 573 code for a protein of 190 amino acids.
AUGACAGAUAACACAUCCCUUUAUUCCAUCACAGCUGUUCUUAUUCUAGACAAUCAACAGAAUAGAAUAUAUACAAAAUACUACAAGUCCCCUCAUGUGGAACCAGUGUCUGAAUUGGUAACGAAUCCAAAAAAGCAAAAGCAAUUUGAAUCAGAUCUAUUCAAGAAGACUUCCAAGCAAAAUUCAGAUAUAAUACUUUUUGAUCAUCAUACUGUUGUAUACAGAGAAUUUUCGGAUUUCAUUAUUUAUACUAUAGGUAACCUUGACCAGAACGAAGUCCUUUUAUACAAUGUUUUGCAAGGCAUUGCCGGAUCUUUAGAAAUAAUUUUAGACUCUCAAAUGGAUAAGAGGUCUUUGCUUGAGUCAUUUGAUAUGGUUGCAAUUGCUAUUGAUGAAACUAUAGAUGAUGGUAUUGUUCUAGAAACUGAUCCUAAUGCAAUUGCCGCUAGAGUAACUAAUCCACCUACCGAAGAUAUCACUAACAUUAAGAUUGACCUUUCAGAAAAAGGCCUUCUCAGUGCUUUUAAUUUUGCCAAAAAGAACAUUUCAGAGCGUUUGCAACAAGGUUUCUAA